Sordaria macrospora k-hell is the source of this 1665-nucleotide messenger RNA. RefSeq lists its product as uncharacterized. NCBI's taxonomy places the organism in Eukaryota, Fungi, Ascomycota, Sordariomycetes, Sordariales, Sordariaceae. The record is from RefSeq and is a predicted model, not a curated record.
AUGGCCAUUGCAGCAUAUGACACCAUCAUCUUCGACCUCGGCGAUGUGCUCUUCGACUGGGAUGAGCCGAAGAACGUCGCGUCCCUUGCCGCACUCCCAAAAGGUGCUAUGCGAGAAAUGAUGAACUCAACCACUUGGUAUGACCUCGACCGUGGUCUCCUGCCUGCCGAGGAGGCUUACAAGAUCAUGGGAGAAGAGCUCAAAAUCGAGGCGUCGCUGGUACAACAGGCCAUCGAUGCAGCAGCGUUGUCUCUCCGAGUGAACGAGCAAUGGGCAGAGCUCGUGGAAAAGCUAGCUGCAAAGCCUGGGCUGAGGGUGUAUGCCAUGUCGAACAUCUCCAAGGAGCACUUCGAGUACAUACGGACGUUGCCGUUCCCAUGGGAAGCCUUCACUCGCGUCUUCACCUCCGCGGCCGCCGGUAUGCGCAAGCCGGACCUCUGCUUCUACCAGUACGUCAUCAACGAGACUCGAUGCAACCCUAGUCGUACCAUCUUCCUCGACGAUCGUACGGAGAACAUCGUCGCUGCUAGAUCUUUCGGCAUUCGGGGCGAGAUCGUAACGGAGAGCGAGAGGACCAAGGAAGGAAGGAUAUAUCGGUUUUUCAAGAACGUAGUCUUGGGGGAACCCCUUGCGCUUGCAGAAGCCUUCUUGCACUCCGAGAGCGGAAAGCUGGAUUCCAUCUACUCCGAGAAGGGAGUGGUUUUCAGGGACAACUUUGCCCAAUUGCUGAUCUGGGGAUUGACGGAUAUGGAAGAUAUCAUCUACCUUUUGUGGCCGGACGGAACGCGUUGGAAGGGGUCAUUGCGAUGCUCGUCUCCGGAUGACAACGCCUCCGUGGCCAGCUCAACCGAUUCAGCUGUCGUGCUCAACGACAAGGUCAGAGAGAGCAAGAAGUCACGUCCUCUUCAGGACGGCUUGUGGAACUACUUCACCGAGAAGCCAGUUGGGACCACAGAGACAUUCCCAGCCGAUGCCGACACCACCUCGAUCGCCUACCUGACCAUUCCGCAAGAGCACCUGCACCGAGUCGCUGAUCCCAAGCUUGUUCUGGAUGCCAUGGCCGCCAACAUGAACGUCGAUGGGAUCAUGCAGGUGUAUUUCACGGAGGACAGGCCACGCAUCUGUGCCAUUGUCAGCGUGAACAUGCUUCGGUUCUUCCUGAAAUAUGGUGGUGAUGACCUGGAUCUGGACACAGAUCUCCGCCUUGCUGCCACGAGGAACUUGGUUGUCAACUGCCUGGCCAACAAUGCAGUGAUGAAUGGCACGCGCCAUUACACGACGAUCGAGAGCUUCCUUUACUUCAUCAGCUUAUUCUUCGCCGAACUGAGGGCAAAGGCCGAAAGGAAUCCGACCAAGAAUGCAAAUCUGCUUCAGACGCUCGAAAGACAUAUCUAUCGCUCGCUGGUACAGUCGUUGGGCAAGCCUGCUAACCCGCUGGCUUUGGCGAUGAGAACGCGCGCUUGUCAAGUAUUCGGCAUCGAAAGAGACCUCCUUAGGUGGGAGAUGGACGAGUUGCUUGUCCUUCAAGAGGAAGAUGGAGGAUGGCCGGCGGGUUACUUCUGCAGAGCAGGAAGAACUGGUGCUGAUAUCGGUAGUCGGGGCUUUACGACGGCGAUGGCUUGGCGAAUUCUGAAGGACUAUGAGCCUGAGGGUUGUGUAGCAUAG